CAACAACAAGAACAAGAACAACAACAGCAACGACAGCGUCUUCUCUUCCAUUGAGAAAAUAACAAAAGAUGAAACUAAAAGAAAAUGCUCAAACUUUUGUAUCUUCAAAUGCACCUUUUCUUUUAAAUAAUUACAAUUCCUGUAGCUAUUUUAACAAACAAACCUAAUAUUUAAUAGAACAUCAUAUAUAUAAAUAUAUAUAUAGAAAUAGAAUUACUGAAAGAGAAUGGAUCCGGAGCAGACGUUUAUAAGGGUACAAGAAAGAUUUUCUCAGAUGUUAACUCCUAAAGUGAGAGCUGCUUUGGAGUAUGUUUAUUUGUUUAUAGCAAUCACUCUUUUUUGCAUUCUUGUUGUUAUGCACGCCAAUUAUGUUCAACAGCCUGGAUGUUCAAGUGAGCUCUCUGGUGUUGAAACAAAGGAAGCUCAGCUUAUUCAAAUCAAGAUAACUAGUGCUGGCUUGUGGUCAAACAGUGAAGUGGAAUCUAGUGUAGCAUAUGUUCCUAGUGUGGAGACAGUAUCAAAUAAUUUAGAAUUGGAAAAUGUGGAUGGAGACUUAUUGGAGAUUUUGGCUCCAAAGUUUUGGUGGAAUUGGAUUGGAUCAAGUGCUAGGAAAGGGAAACUUGCAUUGAAAUUCUGGAAGACUGAUUCUGAAUACAUUGAACAUCAGCCUGAAAGCUCUGCCAACAGCGAAAGCUCUAAGCCAAUAGCUGAUGAUGUUGUUAAAACUGAUAAAGUGGAGACGCGCAGUAGUUUCCCUGCAUCAGCCAAGGAAACCUUUAAAGCAGCCAUUAUUCAUUUUGGCAAAAAGUGGCACAGGCGUCUUUCCUUCAUUUGGAGACAUUUAAUGCAAAUAAUUCGAAGUUUCCAGAAGUUAUGGAAUAUCACAGGUUUACAUUUAAAUCUCGAUGUUCCCAAGUGGAUGAGAAUACUUUACUUGGACAGCCUUAGUUCAUACGCAGUCCAGUGGCUAGAGAACAAGAGUAAGGCAUUUGAACCAACUUAUCUAUACACUAUGGAAAAGGGUUUUUUCUUGCUUCCCGAAGAAGCUAAGUCUCGGCAUAAUAUAAUUACUGUUAACAUUAGCAUAUCAGCUCGGCAUCCUUGCUUUGGAAACAGGUGGCAGCAGCUUCUCAUUAAUAGAAUUGUUGGAUAUGAUACCAUACUGAUGAACAGUUUAUUGAGUGCUCCUGGACAGGGCUAUUUGUAUAAUUUUCAAACAAAGGAGUUCUACAAUCUUAGCUAUCCACAAGAACCACCUGAAGGUCCUGCAAAAUUUGGAGACUAUCUUGUGACCAAGUGUGGCGUUCUUAUGAUGUCACUGUUUGUUUUCUUCACUACCACAAUGUCAGUGUCCUUCACAUUGAGAGAGACGCAGACUCGGAUGCUGAAAUUCACAGUGCAGCUUCAACACCAUGCUCGACAUCGAUUGCCAACGUUUCAGUUGAUCUUCGUGCAUGUGAUUGAGUCACUGGUCUUUGUUCCUAUAAUGAUUGGAAUCUUAUUUUUUCUAUUUGAGUUCUAUGAUGAUCAGCUUUUGGCGUUCAUGGUCUUAAUUCUUGUUUGGUUGUGUGAACUAUUCACACUGAUCAGUGUGCGCACGCCAAUAUCAAUGAAGUUCUUUCCACGCUUCUUUUUGCUGUAUUUUCUGGUUUUCCACAUCUACUUCUUUUCCUAUGCAUAUGGUUUUUCAUAUUUGGCGCUUUCCACAACUGCAGCAUUUAUGCAGCACCUCAUUUUGUACUUCUGGAACCGAUUUGAGGUACCAGCUCUACAGAGGUUUAUGCAAAACCGACGGUCACAGCUUCAGCAACACCCUGACUUCCAUAUCACAUCCUCUACGAUCCUUGCUUCCACUGUACACAUCACAAGAUUGAACACUAGGAAUGAGGGUCCAGUUAAUACAGAUGCAGCCUCUGGACUUGCAUUUAGACCAGGAUCUGACCAAGCAAUGCCUGCAAAUGGAAUUGAACCUCCCGGUCCUCAACAACAACUGGGAAAUGACAAUCUGGGAAGAGUAAGCAACCCUAUGCAGAUUCCGGGUGAAGCUGAUCUUCGGCAAACAGAAACUGGCCCCAGCCCUGGGUCGAUGAACUCAUUCAGUUCGCUGUUGUUAUGGAUCUUGGGAGGGGCAUCUUCUGAAGGCCUCAACUCAUUUUUUUCAAUGUUUAGAGAUGUGAGAGACCAAGGACAAGGUUUCGAUGAAUCCCCUAGACCUGAAAACGCCGCGGAUCAGGAUAUGCAAUGACAAUGAGCAUCAAGUCUAAAUGGCAUCCAGCGCGGUAUCCAUUACUUUAAGCUGAAUCAUCAUGUAUAUAGCACAGUUUACACUCGGAUGUAUAGAAAAUGCAUGAUGUAUCAUAUAUUAAAAGAUUAACCCACUUUCAUUCACCUGGAGAACUCCAAAGGGCUAUUGAGUUGUGGAAAACUUGUAAUUGUACAGAAAAUGCACCAUGUAUCACAUAUUAAAGGCUAACACACUUUCAUCCGCCCGGAGUCGGAGGAACUCUGUAAGGGGCUGUUCAGUUGUGGAGAACUUAUCGUUGUCGAUGUUUAAUCUUAACAGGGGCAAUUGGGAGUUGUCAUUUUACUA
Ricinus communis (castor bean) is the source of this 2590-nucleotide messenger RNA. RefSeq names its product membralin-like protein At1g60995. The record is from RefSeq and is a predicted model, not a curated record. Gene Ontology annotation, biological process: response to endoplasmic reticulum stress; positive regulation of ERAD pathway. The transcript is spliced from 14 exons. NCBI's taxonomy places the organism in Eukaryota, Viridiplantae, Streptophyta, Magnoliopsida, Malpighiales, Euphorbiaceae. Gene Ontology annotation, cellular component: endoplasmic reticulum. The coding region runs from base 227 to 2245 and encodes 672 amino acids.